UUUAUCAAUUCUAGUUCGUGUCAGAGGGCGCCAGUAAUCGGAAACGUAAAAACUGGUAAAAAUACCAGAACACCAGCCCCAUAUCGCUUGAGCUGUCAAACGUCCGCAAAAAUUUGACAGCUUUGUUAUAUCCAGUGAUUAAUACAACUCUGAGUUUAAUCGUUGCGAUUCCCGAACGUGCGAGAGUUAAAUGAUGUCUCCUGAACCAACUCAGGAGCCUGUAGAGGAGAAUCUCAAUGCCCCAGAUCUUAACAUUGGAGCAGCAGCCGCCAUCGAGUCUGAUAGUGAAGACGAAGAUCCUGGCUUAAGAGGCUACAUGCCUCUCUCUCAAAUACCUCAUGACAGUGAUCCGAUGCUGGACGACUACGAGGAUGAUGAGUGGUUAUCGACUUCACUGGACACCAAUCACAUUUCUUCAUCUGUGCCGGUCAGAAAUGAACUAGAGGCUUGUGAACCGGAGACCUUAGAAGUCUGGUCAUCUCGAUCCAAUCAGUGUGAUAUAGACUUAGACGAAGACAAAAUUGAUCAAGUCAAGACUGCAAUGGCAUCUUUCAUGCUACCUACCACUGCGAUUCCGGAAUGGGCGAAUAGCGUGUCGGAGGAACAGUGGAAACAGAUAUUGAUUGAUAAAAUCAAAGAAAUGCAAAGUAAGGAUAAUAAUUGAUUCAGGUUUUCCAUGUACUUUAUUGUUAUGUUUGAAUGGUGCUUCGUUAACGAUUUAUCAACAAUUCAGAUUUGUAUAUUUAUAUUAUAUUAUAUGUAAAACAAUGUAUUUAAUAAUAAUCGUACGAAAAUGGUUGAUUUGCAAAUCGAAGAAUGAGUAUAUCAUCGUUUUCUCUUUUUUAUCUGAUUAUAAUAUAACUAUUUCACCUUGUUGGUGAAGACUGAAAAAAAGAAUACACAAUUCAGUCGUGUGCACGUUAUAAUGUAUAGUAUAUAGUAAUAUGUAUUACUAAAUAUUAUCAUACAUAUUGAAUAAUUGAUUUAUUUUAUACACACAUAGUAUUUUCAUUCCUGAAUAAAAAAAUUUUCGUAUCCUUUACACCACUUUAGUCAUAUAAUUUUAUUCAAUUGUUUCCAAAGAAAAACGCGAGGAUCACCUUUCUGGUCCUUUUCCCUUCCUUCUUAUAUACAUCAUAUGCGUGAAUACAAAUGCUAAUAUCAGCUAAUAAAUUGAGCUGAAUCCCUGCUGCAUAACACGUCAUUUAUUCUACACAGUCCAUGA
Neodiprion virginianus is the source of this 1225-nucleotide messenger RNA. RefSeq names its product male-enhanced antigen 1. Lineage: Eukaryota; Metazoa; Arthropoda; Insecta; Hymenoptera; Diprionidae. The record is from RefSeq and is a predicted model, not a curated record. Gene Ontology annotation, biological process: spermatogenesis. The transcript has 4 exons. Bases 191 to 664 code for a protein of 157 amino acids.